This is a messenger RNA of Panicum hallii, 2743 nucleotides long. RefSeq lists its product as uncharacterized. The coding region runs from base 125 to 535 and encodes 136 amino acids. NCBI's taxonomy places the organism in Eukaryota, Viridiplantae, Streptophyta, Magnoliopsida, Poales, Poaceae. The transcript has 6 exons. The record is from RefSeq and is a predicted model, not a curated record.
CCUACCAUUGACUAACUGUAGAAUAGAAAACCCCUUGACCUGUCGUUACAACUGAAGGGCACAGCCUCAUCAUGCCGUCGCGCCGCCGCCGCGCCGUAACCCGCCGAAACCUAUGUCUUAGAACAUGGAGAAGAUGAAAUACAAAGAUCAAGGUGAAGACGAAGCAUCAAACGGGGAGGAAAUUUGCAAGACGGUGCAUCAGGAUCAGGGAGAUGUUGCAGGUUCAGCAGUCAAAAGUCAGUGGCCAUUGCUUCGGAGAGAUGCUAUGUCAAUUGUAAAUAAGAUACAAAGAAGAAUGCAUCAAUUCAAGAAUAUAAGCUUGAUGAAAAAGAAUGUUCUUGCCUCUGAAGCACCAGAAAACUUGGAAAGGAACAAUGAAGAAAGGCAGCAAGCGCAGAUUGAGUCAAAUUCUGUCAGUCCAUUGCAUUUGGUUCAAGGAGUAGGAAACAGAAAUGAAGAUGUAGUAACAGAUUUGGAAAAGAGAGUGGAAAACAAUGCUAGUCAUUACAACAAGUGUAGAACUGAACCAAUCUGAAGAAGUAAACAGAGUGCCGGAAAAUUUAGAAAUGUCGAACGACAAUGGUGAAGGGACAGUUGCUGAAGAUGAUGAAUACUUGUUCCCGAAUCCAGAUGAAGCAGAAGGAAUGAAGAAACCGCUCAUAGGAAUGAGUUUUGAUACAAUUGAUGAGGCACACAAAAUUGUGAAUGUAUAUGGCCAACUGUACAGGUUUGCAGUCUACAGGGGUAGAAAUUACAAGAACAAAAAAUAUUUUCUGAUGUGCAAUAGAAGUAAGAAAGCAAAGGAGCCAAAGAACAUUCAGAAGAAAAGGAAAAGAUAUAUUGUGAAGGGGACAAACUGCAAAAUGAAGGUCAUUGUAGCAUUGCAAGAUGGCAAGUGUAGGUUUACAGAUGUUGAUCUAGUUCAUAACCAUGACCUAGUAAGUAGUCCAGCCUUAACCAAGUUUUUUAUCAGCCAUCGGUACAUGUCCGAAGAGGAAAAGAACUUCUCAAGGAUUUUACAAGAAGCAAGGAUUAAGCCAAGAAGGAUAAUGCAGAUCUUCAAGAAAAUGAAAGGGAGUUUCAGAUAUGUGAACUUUGGGAAAACAAAUAUCAACAAUCUGAAACAAGCUGAUAGAAGGGCUAGGCUGAGAAAUUCUGAUAUUGACAGCACAAUGGUUUUUGUUAGGAAAAUGCAGAAAAGGAACCAGGUUUCUAUGACACAAUAAGCACUGAUGAAGAAAACACAAUCAAAAGUAUAUUCUGGACUGAUUCAGCAUCAAGCGUGAACUACAAGUUGUAUGGUGAUUUUAUUUCAUUUGACACGACAUUAGCACAAACAAGUAUAACAUGCCCUUUGCUCCUGUUGUUGGAAUUAUUGGACAUGGUAAAACUAUAGUUUUUGCAUAUGCUCUGUUGGAAAAUUAAAAGGCUCAAGCAUUCUCAUGGUUAUUCAAUACUCUGUUGGAGGUCAUGGAUCGGAAGAGACCAGAAAUCAUAAUAACACAUCAAGAUGCAGCGAUGAAGAAAGCAAUAGCAGAAGUUUUUGGAAACGAAAUACAAAGAAAUUGCUUUUGGCAUGUUAUGCGUAAUGCUUGAGAGAAUCUCGGUACAUUUUUGAAAGAGAGACUGGGAAAGGAACUAGAAAAAGUCAUUUGUGGAUCUAUAAGCAAGGAAGAAUUUGAAGAUGGUUGGCAAGCUGUUGUGGAAAAGUAUAAUGGCAAGGAAAAUUCAACCCUGAAAUUGAUGUGGAAAACGAGAAGCAUGUGGGCACCAGCUUAUUUCAUAGAUGUGUUUUGCCCUUUCAUCAAGACUGCUGGUAGAAGUGAAAGCACUAAUUCAUCAUUCAAAGACUAUGUAAUGCACAAUGAUUCAAUAGAGACUUUUCUUCAGCAAUGUGAGAUUUUUUAGGAAGAGCAAGGUGAGAUAGAAAGAAGAGAUAGGUUUGAAUCAAAUGUUUUGGACCUAGUAUUUGCAAUAAUGCAGAGGACUGAAAGGCAUGCAACAAAAAAUAUACACCAGAAGUAUUUAUGUCAAAUUCCAAAAAGAAUUGCAUAAUGCUGGACCAUAUUCAGUAGAAGAGCUAGUAAAAGAUGUGGAAUAUGAAGUGAAAAGGGAAAUGGAACAUGCAGAUAUCGAAUUUUAUAGGAAGAGAUUAAAAAUUGAAGUGGAUAGAAGCAGCAAUACUUUCAAUUACAUCUGUAAAAAAUUCAGUAGAGAUGGAGUAUUAUGUUGCCAUUUACUUAGAUUAUUCACCCAACUUGGAGUGAAUGAAAUUCCAGAACAGUACAUCAAGAAAAGAUGGACUAAGCUAUACCAGGAAAAUGAGUUGAAAUUGCAGAAGCAGGUCGUGCUAAAUGGUAGUGGAACUGACAAUGAUUAGCCAGUGCUAACACAUGUUAUGUUGUUGAAGACGGUUUCUGUAUUGUGUUCUAGAAUAUGUAAAGACAAAACUAAAAGUGAAGAAUUCAUGAAGAAAAUUGAAGCGGCUUAUGAGAGUUUGCAAGCCUUAGAACUGAAUGAUAAAGGAAGUGCAGAAAACACAGUGAUAUAUAAAGAUCCAGAAAUCAACAUGGAGGCUGCAAGUGUGGAUAAGGGGCAUAGAUUAAUGAGGCCAGCAGAAGAUAAUACGAUAAAAAAGAAAUAAAAAAGUGGAAAUCCAGCAAAGAGGGUUCUGAAUAUUAUGUAUGACAUUGAUCUGAUUUACCUUAUGUGAUAGAAUGAGGGCGUGAUUUAUAAACAUGUA